Entrophospora candida is the source of this 510-nucleotide messenger RNA. NCBI's taxonomy places the organism in Eukaryota, Fungi, Glomeromycota, Glomeromycetes, Entrophosporales, Entrophosporaceae. The record is from the annotation of a GenBank genome assembly.
AUGAAAAACUUUCUCUCAACUUUAGUUACAUUGAUAUUGUUGUCGAUAGCAGCAGACGCAAACAAAUCGCUAUACAACAAAGGAAUACAUUAUGAUGGGACUCCGAUUGUUGCCGGCACAGAUACAAUGCUUCCGAACUGGAUACUUUUGGGUAUUGUGGUCUCUACAGUCGGACUAGUUAUACCAACAGCAGCUCUCGUUCUUUUCACGGUAAAUAAAAAAAUAAAGUACCCGUUGAUCGAAGCAAUCGUCUUUGGUUUGUUGUCAGUCGCUUUUCUAGUUUAUGUUAUUUCCGGUGCCAUCAAUACAGACAUCGUAGAUUGUUUUACUUGGGAUGGAGAACAAAGACUCAGAUGUUCUACUCCUAAAGGUGCCGAAUUCUUUGCUUUUAUUGGACUUAUGACUUUUAUUUUUGCUGUUUCUAACGGUGCUAAAGAAUGGUGGAAAAAUAAACAUCCAGAACCAUUUAAUAAUAAUAAUAAUGAGAUGGUGAAUAAUGAGGUUGCUUAG